AAUAACUGUUAUCCGCAAUAUUGCGUAAUGAAUUAUUAUACUUUUGGCUUGCACCCAUCGACAAGUAGUUGUGAUUGCUUUGAACAUUAAAAACCGAACGAUUUCUGUCACUAGCUGUAUUAUACAACUGUACCUUGCAUAUUAUAAAUUUCAGAUAUGCGAAUAAAAUACAAAAAUAAGAAUGAAACCUUCACAGAGGAUAAUUUAAUUAGCAAGGAGCCGAUUGGACAAUUCAAAGUAUGGUUCGAGGAGGCGUGUAACACUCCGCAAAUUCUCGAGCCUAAUGCGAUGAUUCUCGCCACAGCGACUAGGGACGGCGUACCGUCCGCGCGAGCGGUGUUGCUGAAAGGCUUUGGCACCGAAGGUUUUAGGUUUUACACAAAUUACGACAGUCGGAAGGGCCGCGAGCUGAGUGAAAAUCCACAUGUCGCCCUGACUUUCUACUGGGAGCCUCUCAGACAAAGUGUACGCAUCGAAGGCAUUGCGGAGAAGACGUCGGUGGAAGAUUCGGAUCGUUACUUUCAAAGCCGGCCUUAUGCGAAUCAAAUUGGAUCCACGGCCAGUAAGCAAAGCAGCGUGAUCGCAAGCAGACAGACUCUGAUCGUGAAAGAAAGGGAGUUAGUCGCACAAUUUCCGGAAGGUCAGGUCAAGAGACCCAGCUGCUGGGGCGGUUAUCUCGUCGCGCCACAUUCCGUAGAAUUCUGGCAAGGCCAAAGCGAUCGCCUUCACGACAGAAUUCGAUUCAGACGUUCAAAAGCGAACGAGAAAAUAGACAACAUUCUCGUGCAUAAAGGCGAAGAUGGAUGGGUUUAUGAAAGACUCUCGCCAUAGGAAACAUUCACAAGUUUUAUUGAUAAAAUAUGAGCAACAGCUCUCGACGGUGAAAGCUUUACGAGCAAUAAAUAAUUGAAAGAGUUUCAUCGUCGAAAGCAAAAAUCGUUGAUUACAACAUUCCAAUUGAUGCCUCACAUGUCCACGAAGACAAUAAUGUUCCACGCUAGGUGUAAUAGCGUCUUUAAUGCGUUUUACUCGUGAGCCUCAGAAUUUCUCUGUUCACUCCUGCAAGAUGUAAUUAAUAUUGUUAAGUCGAUACAAAAAAUAUAUUUUUUUGUGAUCAUCGUUAA
Ooceraea biroi (clonal raider ant) is the source of this 1124-nucleotide messenger RNA. Its product is annotated as pyridoxine-5'-phosphate oxidase. The record is from RefSeq and is a predicted model, not a curated record. Gene Ontology annotation, molecular function: pyridoxamine phosphate oxidase activity; FMN binding. Lineage: Eukaryota; Metazoa; Arthropoda; Insecta; Hymenoptera; Formicidae. Gene Ontology annotation, biological process: pyridoxine biosynthetic process; pyridoxal 5'-phosphate biosynthetic process.